AUGUUUCCUAAAUCUUGUGAUGAAUUAUAUCAAUGUCGACUCUUCAAAAAAAAGUUUCUGGGAAACUCUCCUAGAUAUUUUUAUAUCUUUUUAGAUAAAGCUGUUGUGAAUAAGGUAAUAUAGUGAAUAAAUUAUGUUUAUAGGAGUCUAAUCGUAAAAGAGCAGAUCGUGUUUUUAAUGUAGAAAAUACUAAGAGAAUAGUUUGGAAAUACACCAUAGAAUAACCAAUUAAAUUGAAAGGAAUCAUAUUUGAUAAUGGAAAUGAACAACAAGAGUACUUUGGAGAUGAUGAUGUACUUCGUGAAUUAAAAAAAAAUAUCUCAAAGUUGUUCUUUUAGGCCAAAGUACAAGAAGAAUAUGUGGCUAUGUAAGUGAUUGGAUAAGGAAACUAUGCUCUAGUAUUAAUUAAAUUCAUUAUUAUUAGGUUCUUGAAUUAUAACAUUUACACUCAAAUCAAAAGUUUGCUUCAAAAUGUAUAGAUAAAAAAAAACUAUAGACAAUUGAAUAAGGAAUGGUAAUAAUUUAUUUAAAUUCUAUAGGAAUCUGUGUUGAAUGAAAUUUAGAUAAUGAGAAUCUUAAGUCCACAUGAAUAAAUCAUUAAUUUGAUUGAAGUCUAUGAAGGAGAUAAUAACAUAUAUUUAAUAAUGGAUUUAGCUUAAGGAGGUAGUUUAUAUAAGGAAAUGAAAAAUAAGUUAACUCUAUACAGUAGAAAAGAAGUCUAGAAAGUAAAUAUUAUAAUUUAAGUUAAAGAUUAUGUAUUAGAUAUUAUCUGGCUUAUAAUAUAUACAUUCUAAAGGAAUUAUGCAUAGAGAUCUAAAACCAGAGAACAUUCUUUUCAAAGAAAAGGGGAAUAUAAAUACUUUAACUAUUGCUGAUUUUGGUUUAUCUGUUAAAGUUGAUUCAUAUCCAUAUCUAUAUCCCAAAUGUGGAACUCCAGGUUUUGUUGCUCCAGAAAUAGUUAAUUUGAUAGAUAAAACUUCAUCUUAUACAACAGCAUGUGAUAUAUUCUCUGCUGGUGUUAUUUUUCAUAUUUUACUUUUGGGAGAAGGUUUGUUUAUAGGAAAUGGACAUCAAGAGAUUUUGAGGAUGAAUAAAUAAUUCUAAGUGGAUUUAACAAGAAAUAAAUAUUAAUAAUUAGACUCAGAUGCUAAAGACUUAUUGUAAACUUAAAUUCUAUUAUUAGAUUUAAAAUGAUAGUCCAAGAUGCUGAUUAAAGAUUUACAGCAAAUCAAUGUCUUAAUCAUGUCUACUUUUCAAAUGAAGUUGCUCCCUAAUUAUAACUAAAAAUGUAAUAAUUAAUAAAAUUAUAUCUUAGAUAAGAGAGUCCUACCAAAGUUUCUUUCGAUCACUAUCUAGAUACAUAUAACAGUCCUGAUCAAAAAUUAAUGAACAAAGAUAGCAAAAAAUUAUCAAUAGUCACUAGAACACCUAUAUAUGCUCCAAAAGCUAGUACACCUGAAUUACCAAAACAAAGAUCAAUUAUGGAAGAACUAAGUCCAUUAAGUUCAUUUUCUUUAGAUUAGCUAUGUAAUGAAACUCAAAAAGAAGAUUAAUUCUAAUUUGCUAUUACUAAAUGA
Molecule: messenger RNA, 1577 nt
Organism: Paramecium pentaurelia
Lineage: Eukaryota; Ciliophora; Oligohymenophorea; Peniculida; Parameciidae
Source: the annotation of a GenBank genome assembly